Molecule: messenger RNA, 3232 nt
Organism: Cryptotermes secundus
Lineage: Eukaryota; Metazoa; Arthropoda; Insecta; Blattodea; Kalotermitidae
Gene: ERR
Product: steroid hormone receptor ERR1
Exons: 9
Coding region: 207-1538 (443 amino acids)
Biological process (GO): regulation of DNA-templated transcription
Cellular component (GO): nucleus
Molecular function (GO): steroid binding; sequence-specific DNA binding; zinc ion binding
Source: RefSeq, a predicted model, not a curated record
CCUCGUCUGUGGUUUAUAUCGUCCUAACGCAAGGAUCGCCUUCCGCGCCUCUACAGCCAGGUGUCUGAUUCGAGAGUGUUCCAUGUCUUGUAAGUGCACUGUUUUGUAAGUGUUUGUGUAUAAAGUGUGCUGUGUGAGUGAUAAGUGUCCCUUGACCGUACAUCGUCAGUGUAUUAGAGUUAUGUAAAUUGAUCUGGCGGGACAAAAUGGAUAUUUGGAUGGAGGAUGUGGUGUCGAUGAUGUCGACAGAUGGGACAGGAAUGACUCCCACACCCCGCAUCAAGAAGGAAGAGGACCCUGCCAGCUUCCAGGCAUGCUCCCCGUCCAAUAGCAACAUGUACUCCCCCACCACUACUGUCUUACAUAAUGAUAUGGAGUACUGUGAGAGCCAGGAUUCACGGAGAUACGAAGUUUCGCAGUCCAGGUCUCCAGGCAGUCCUGACAGGCAGUACUGUUCCUCUACUACACAACCCCUGGGUGACUCUAUGCUUGGCCAUGCAGAGGAAGGGAUGAAGGAGGAAGACCUCCCUCGAAGGUUGUGCCUUGUUUGUGGGGAUGUUGCAUCAGGCUUCCAUUAUGGAGUAGCUUCAUGUGAAGCAUGCAAAGCAUUUUUCAAGAGGACCAUUCAGGGAAAUAUUGAGUACACUUGUCCUGCAUCAAACGAUUGUGAAAUCAACAAACGACGAAGAAAAGCUUGUCAGGCAUGUCGCUUCCAAAAGUGCCUGCGAAUGGGCAUGUUGAAGGAAGGUGUGCGGCUUGACAGGGUGAGAGGGGGUCGGCAGAAAUACAGACGCAACCCCGAGCUACCUUAUCAAGUGCAACCCUUGCCACCCAUCAAACCCACCCCAACACUUGAAGAGAACAAGAUGCUAGAGGCACUGUCAUCAUGUGAACCUGAAAUGCUGCUGGCCUCUCAUGAUUCCAGUUUGCCCGAUCCAGAGCUUCAUAUCAUGAGCAUAUUGAGUGAGCUGUACGAUAAGGAAUUAGUGGGCAUCAUAAGCUGGGCCAAACAGAUUCCAGGGUUCACUGACCUCUCUCUCAAUGAUCAGAUGAGGCUUCUCCAAAGCACAUGGGCAGAAAUCCUAACUCUUACACUCACGUACAGAUCCUUAUCAUGUACAGGAAAACUAAGGUUUGCGUCAGACUUUACACUGGACGAGAAACAAGCCCGAGAAUGUGGCGCCAUCGAGCUGUACCAACACUGUAUGCAGGUUAUUGAAAGGUUAGAGAGACUGAGCAUUGCCAAGGAGGAGUACUACAUAAUGAAGGCCCUGGUUCUUGCAAAUUCUGAUGUGCGCAUGGAUGAGUUUGCCUCACUCAAAAAGUUUCGGGACAACAUCCUUUCAGCACUUUCUGACUGUGUUGCAGUCAUACGACCAAACACAUCAACAUACCAUAUGCACCAUCUCCUGCUGUGCCUGCCAUCUUUACGUCAAGCAGACCAAGUAAUCAGACGGUACUGGACAGGUGUUCACCGUGAGGGCAAGGUACCCAUGAACAAAUUGUUUGUUGAAAUGCUGGAGGCUUACUUCCGAUAGGAAAGACUUGCUUGCCAUCAGAAACGGCUUAGUGUGGUUGGACAUCAGGUCUGUGUUGAUCAGUAUUAUUGAGAUGUGUCUGCAUUAUGUGAUAUGUAUCCAUCAAAGUGACAGGAUCUUCGAAAAAGAAACCAGUGGUUUCCAAAUGUGAAUAACACUCAAAAGAAUGUUGGAAACAUGCCACUUUUAUUGACUGGUAUUUGCAGCCAACUCAAAAUGAAAAAUGAUUGUACAACACCUGGUCAGUAAAUGAGGGUAAGCUUUUGUUGCAAAAGAGUUUGAUUAUAACCAAAUAUACUUGCUCAAGUCAUGAAGAGCAAGUGAAUGUUUUGCAGAUUUUUUAUUCAAAGUAAGAUAUUUUAAAUUUUAAGGUGGAAAGUUAUCCCAUAUAAGAAACAUAUGUGGAGUUUAAAUUUUAACCCUUUGUGGUCUGCUUAACAAGACAUAAUUUUGUCUUCAAGCAUUGAUAUUAUUUUAAGACUGAAGGCACAAAAGAAAACAAGUUAGCAUUUGUACAUAUUUCGCUCACAUUUACAAAUGUUUCUUUAGAAGCUUAUAAUAGGUUUAUAUUUUAAAAAUUUUCUGAAAGUUUUGCACCUCACACAUCAUAUUUACAUUUUCAGUAGCGUGUUGUCUGGGUUCAUGGCUGCAGAUCUCACAAUAAUGUAUUUUCUCAUUCUUGUGAACCUUCCUGUCACUGCAUUCUGCAUAACCAUUCCCCUGUUUACAUCAGACUUAUGUAUAAAAUGGCACUUCUUGCUCACAUGUUCUUUGUCAUCAGUAAAGAAAAGGUUCGCUACCUAGCUAUUCAGCCAGAUUCCUCGUAGGUUCAGAUAAAUCAGCAGAUUCAAGUUAUCUUUCUUCCUGUUGCAGUUUGUUAUAAUGAGGGGAAUUCACAAAUCACACCUCCAACACCUGGAAGAAUAAUGUUUGCCAGCAUGUGUGUGACUUCUUUGUGAAACCAUAACUUGCAGUGUAAUGGUCUGGCAUGCCAUCUGUUGCCAUAUGUGUUGAGUAAUUAGAAACAACUUUGGUUAGUCUAGUUCUUCAUUCACCCUUCUUGCUUUUGUAUAUCCUUGUUGUGAAUGUGUUCAGCUUGUGGGCCAUCAUGUUGUCACCUUUAUGAAAGACAUAAAUAUAACUUUUUUCAUUCUCUUGAACCGGUUUACUGCACCUUUCCUGCUGUUUAUGGGUCCUGUUAGGUGAAUUCCAGUUCCUCAAUAGCUCCUUUAUCACUUCACUGCUGGCAUAAAAAUGGUCCAUAGGCAAAUGAAACCCAUCUUCCCCAGGAGGUCAUUACUGUCAGAUAAGUGGAGCACAGUUCUUGAUGUAAAUGGAAGAUCCAUCAUGAUAAGCCUUUCUGUCAUUUCUCUUUAAAUGUAUGGUCAUGUGUUUAUGGCGCCAUGACUUAAUAACAGGUUCUGGAUUGGAUGAUUGGAUUUAUUGACACCUCCUUUACAAUCUUUCUGAAUUACAAUCAAUUACAAUAACUCACAAUCAGUCUUCAGUUGAAUCCUUCUUCCUUGAUUGCCAAGGAUGUUCCAUUCUUGUUCUCAUCCUUAGUCUAUCACUGACAUUUGAGUCUUGAGUCUUUCAGAGUCGUACAUUAUGACUGAUAGUCAGUUGGCAAGUCUGUCUUGGAAUAAAGCACCCAUCUGGGGCUUAUGACUAGAUAUUUAUUACUGGCAGACAGU